Messenger RNA from Rhagoletis zephyria (snowberry fruit fly), 745 nucleotides. It is a transcript of the gene ND-B22, whose product is annotated as NADH dehydrogenase (ubiquinone) B22 subunit. The record is from RefSeq and is a predicted model, not a curated record. Gene Ontology annotation, cellular component: respiratory chain complex I. Gene Ontology annotation, biological process: mitochondrial electron transport, NADH to ubiquinone. NCBI's taxonomy places the organism in Eukaryota, Metazoa, Arthropoda, Insecta, Diptera, Tephritidae.
AUUUGGUCCCAAACCGAUUCCGUAGUGUAUUUGGUCAUAAACCGUUUCCGUAGUGCAUUUUCUCCUAAACCGAUUGGAACGAAGAGAAAAGAAAGUUUAAUCAGCUGUUUUAUGGGAGCGAUAUUUCUAACUAGACAAUCGCAGAAAAGAAUUUGUGGACAAACUUUGGUCAGCUUUGGAGCCCUUCUAAAAAAAAAAAUGUCUGUACCGGUACCAUUUGUCGUGCGGACGCACUCACGUCAAGUAUGUAGUCUCUAUAAACGGGCGGUGCGCAAUCUGGAAGCUUGGUAUGAUCGCAGAAACGUAUUCCGCUACAGAGCCGUACUGCUGCGUCAACGCUUCGAAAAGAAUCGUGGUGUAACCGACAUGGCUGAAGCUGCGCGUCUGCUCGCUGCCGGCGAAAAAGAGCUAUUCGAGACGAAACACUUCCAACCAAGAAACUUUGCCAACAGUGUUGGUGGUUGCGCAUUUGAGCGUGAGGUAAUACCACCAGACUGGGUUAUCGACUAUUGGCAUCCAUUGGAGAAAGCACAAUACCCAGAAUACUUCGCCAAACGGGAACAACGCAAGAAGGAGUAUGUUGCAUGGUGGGAAAAACAGUACGGCAAACCAGACCCCAAAGACUUGGGACACCACUAAGGUUAAAUCAAACGAGUUUAAGUGGUGCGCACAGUUAAACGAAAAUAGUUUUACAUCUGCCGUUCCAAUCUCAUAAUGGUAAAUAAAAAAAAAAAUAAAAUGGAAA